GUAAAUCUGGCGAUUUGUGUAAGUUAACACCUCAUACAAUUGCUAAAAUUAGUGAAUAUUGCAAAAAGUGGAUUGAUUUGGAUGGCGAACAAAGCACGAUCGCAGCAAAUAUUGCCGAACUUAUAAAACGUUGGUCAUUCCAUUCGGAAACGGAGCUAGUGCGAGAUGAAAUUGAUACGGAAAUUGCAAACUUGCGAUAUCACAAAGAGUGCUAUGUUCGUUUUUGUGAUAAAACAAAAAUCGAAAGAGCCGAGAAAAGAAUAAUCAAGAAAAAGGCAAUGACUGUCGAUGCAUCCACCAAAGGUGAACCGAGCACUCCUUUUGCUAACCGCCCGGCACCUGUGCAUGUACGUAUAUCACCACGAACAUUGAUUAGCGGUAGCGAGGGAAUUACCAGAAGAAACAGGCACGUCCUACCAGAACAAUGCAUAAUUUGUAAGAGACAGGAAACGUACAAGGUGGACAAGGUACUGUAAAAAUAACCUUAUUAUUAUUAUUAUUAUUAUUAUUAUUAUUAUUAUUAUUAUUAUUAUUAUUAUUAUUAUUAUUAUUAUUAUUAUGAUUAUUAUUAUUAUUAUGAUUACUAUUAUUAUUAUUAUUAUGCUAUCCUUUCAAACCACUAAUUAAUUAGUUACAAUUAUUUUGUAGGCUACUAGAAAAAGAAAAAUAGAUAAACUGGUUCUGGCGGAAACCUUUGACGGAGGUCUUUUACGGGAGGCUGCAGAAAAGAAAAAGGAUGAGUCAAUUUUAGCACAAAUUAGAGGUAAAGACUGUGUUGCCAUAGAAGUACGUUACCACAGGCAUUGCCAUUUGGAUUACUGCAGAUUCUUAACCCGAAAAUUGACAGUUAGUAAGCCAAAUGAUGAACUAUACCAAUCAAGCUACACUGCCUUCUGUUCGAAAGCAAUUGACGAAAAGCUCCUUAAGAAAAAACAAAUUAUGAGAAUGAGGGUAUUACAUGAGAUCUUUGUGGAACAAGUUAUGAAGACUGAAAGGCUUGAUGCAUCCAAUUACCGUCCUACUCGUCUUAAGGCAAGAUUACAAAGAGACUAUCCACAACUUGUCUUUCACCGUCCUAUAGUCAGAAAUCGAAGCGAACUUGUCUUUGUUGAAGAGCUAUCAGUAGGUGAAGUAGCAGAAACCUGUGGAACAGCAGAUACUGAAGGAGCAGACUCAGAAGAGAGUGACAGCGACGAGGAAAUGAUUAGUGAAACUCCAAUUGAUAAAAAGGAAGUCACCUUGAAAGAGUAUUAUGAUGUUGCUAUGGCUUUACAGAAUGCUAUAAAAGGAGCCCGAGCUAUGGAUUCAUCUUGGCCACCAUCAUCUGUCGAUCUCUCCACGACCCAAGUGCUGAAGAUGGUCCCAAUUGUGCUGUUUAAUUUUAUUGCUUGGAUAUUGGGCUUCUCAGAUUACCCAGAAAUGUCAUCUCAUCUGAAACUAGAAGAUUCCCACAUGACGAAAGUCCUAUCUAUCUGCCAGGACAUGUUGUACAUAGCGUCAAACGGGAGAAAACAAACACCGAAGUCGCUAGCACUGGGUAUGGCUGUAAGGCAGCUCACACGGUCAUCACAACUCACGCAAAUUUUGAAUGGUUUUGGCCACUGUGCAAGUCAUUCUGCCAUCUUAACCUACGAAACAGACUUGGCUAAGUUAGCUAUAAAAUCAGACUGCUGUAUUCCAAAAGAUACAGAAAAACAUAAAUUUACUUGUCUGGUGUAUGAUAACGAUGACUUCACAGAAGAUUCUAGAAAUCAAACCCAUAUACUCGGAGGUAUAUUAAUUCAACGAGAGGAUUUAUCCGGCAAUGGACCAGUAGUGGUUACACAGCAGCUAAAGAAGGGUGGGAGAACUCUUCAGGCUCCAAGUGAAAGUAUAAUUCCGUACAGCCUUGGCAAAAAACAGACACCAAAUUUUUUAGGUACAUCACUUUCAUCAACUUUUUAUGAAAUCAACGUCUCAUUUCAUCAAGAUCUUGCUAAGAGGUUGGAUUUUGCCUACUUUCUGAUGAAAAUGCGCCAAAAUCACGUCGGUACUGUACUUCCGGGUUGGACAGGUUUCAACAUUCUUUUAAGGCAAUCUGCAAUACCACCACUGUCUCGAAUCAGAUACUUGCCAAUAAUUGAUGGAUCCCCCAGUGACUACUCAACACUGUACACUGCUCUUUUAAAGAGCAUCAAUAUUGCUGAUACGCUGUCUCUAGAGCACAUCGUUCUGGUUUUUGAUGAAGCAAUCUACGCAAAGAUUCAGCAGAUUAGGUAAAGAUUUUAGUCUAUGGUGAAUGACAGUUUUACCAAGUUUCUCGAAUUCCUAUUUACUGGCAGCAUUAAUGCAAUACAUCUCGCUUUCAUGUUUGACAUUAAUUGUUUGUUUCCCUUUAUAUCUUAAAUUAGAUGGAAAGAUGAGAUUUUUAUGAAGAGGUUCGUUGUCAGACUUGGGGAAUUCCAUGCCACCAUGUCGUUCCUGAGUGCCAUAGGAAACAUGUUUAGAGAUGCUGGGUUACAGGUAUAUGUUCUCUUUUAUACAUUUGUGAGAAAUAUAACUUUACAUUAUUAAGGUAGCUGUAUUUUUGUAAUAGUGAACUUGCAUUGUUUUAGGACAUACUUAUCGAAUCCGAUGUUGUUGGACAAGGGCAAAUUAAAGGUGUAAUGACUGGAAAGCAUUAUAAUAGAAGUAUGCAUUGCCACAAAGUAAUGAGCGAAGCCCUGCACAGACUUCGAUUCCAAGCAUUCUUAGAUAGUGUUAGUGAUGAAGAGUCCGCCAAUAUCUACUCAGUCGUGUCUGACCUGCUGAAUAAUUUUCCAAGCGAGGAUUUUGAGGAGAAACUUACUGCGGAACCAUUCUCGGAAAUUCUUGAUAAGUAUGAGGACUUUGUGGUUCAGGAAAGUGAAUGUAACCCAACGUUUUCAUUGUGGAGUACCUACCUUGAAAUGAUCGGUAUUCUUCUUCAAUUUGUACGGUGAGCUUAUUAAUUGAAUUGCGAAGGUUUGCAGCUAAAAUAUUUUUAGUCCUCAAGCAGCUUUUUUGCUCAUAAGUUGCAUUAGGGAAUUAAAAUGUUUUGACUCCUUUAGAGCUACACGAGAAGGAAAUUGGGAACUUCAUCUAUCAACAAUGCGUUCAAUGCUUACAUGGUACUUUGGAUGUGAUCGAGUGAAUUAUUGCCGUUAUGGAACGGCAUAUUGGCUUGAAAUGACAAGACUACAAGAGACACAUCCAAGUAAUACACGGUUAAUGCAGCCAUAUUUUUCAUUUGAUACUUAGUCUAGCAUUCACAAUUGUAGUAUCGCAAUGAAAAAUAGGCUGGUACACUGAGUGGUGUGAAAUCAUUACAUGCUAUUGAAUUAAUUAUGUGAAUAGGUACUUGUUUGCACCCUUUUUCCCGUUUUUAGCAUUAUUGAGAGAUCUUCGCGAUCAAUGGACAGUACAACGCCAACAGAAUCAUGGGUUUUCCUCUGUCGCAUGCGAUAUGACUAUUGAACAAACCUUAAAUAGAGAUUCAAAAACAAAAGGAGGUAAGAAUAAAUUCAUUUACAGUUCGCCAGUGGUAACUGUACCCACUCUUAAGGGGUACAUAUUCUUAAUAUUUCAGGAAUGGUUGGAAUAACGUUAAACAGGGGUGCUAUGCAACGAUGGAUUAUUGCUCAAUCUGAUAGGUCUGCUAUCACAGGAGAGUGUAUGAAAAUGGCCGGCACUGAUCCAACUAAAAG
Molecule: messenger RNA, 3704 nt
Organism: Paramuricea clavata
Lineage: Eukaryota; Metazoa; Cnidaria; Anthozoa; Malacalcyonacea; Plexauridae
Source: the annotation of a GenBank genome assembly